Dacryopinax primogenitus is the source of this 2529-nucleotide messenger RNA. RefSeq names its product citrate synthase. The record is from RefSeq and is a predicted model, not a curated record. Gene Ontology annotation, cellular component: mitochondrial matrix. The transcript is spliced from 14 exons. Bases 4 to 1413 code for a protein of 469 amino acids. Gene Ontology annotation, biological process: tricarboxylic acid cycle; carbohydrate metabolic process. Lineage: Eukaryota; Fungi; Basidiomycota; Dacrymycetes; Dacrymycetales; Dacrymycetaceae.
GUCAUGUCAUUCUCUUCAGCUCGUUCUCUUGGGCGCAUUGGGCGCAUCAAUACUGCGCGUUUAGUGCAUGCUCAAUCCAGGUAUGCUUCAACCAAGUCCCUGGAGGAUACAUUGGCCGACAUCAUUCCUGAAAAGCAGGAACAGCUCAAGGCUUUGCGCUUGAAUCAUGGAGGCGACGUGAUUGGCGACAUCAAGGUCGAGAAUGUCAUCGGAGGAAUGCGUGGGUUGAAGGCUAUGCUCUGGCACUGUUCAGCGCUAGACCCGAACACUGGAAUUCGUUUCCAUGGCCUCACAAUCCCCGACUGCCAGAAGGUGCUACCUCCCGCACCAGGUGGGAAGGAGAUUCUCCCAGAGAGCAUGCUCUGGUUGCUCCUGACUGGCGAGGUUCCAAGCCCUGAACAGGUCCGGGAUCUGUCUCGGCAGUUGGCUGAGGAAGGCGAGCUUCCCAAGAAAAUCGCCGACGUCGUAGAUUCGUUCACACGCGACGUGCAUCCAAUGACCCAGCUGUCAAUGGGCGUUGCUCUCAUGAACACUGACUCAAAGUUUGCCCAUGCCUAUGAGACAGGCGUCAAGAAGACGGAAUAUUGGAGAUAUGCGUUCAAGGACUCGAUGAAGUUAAUUGCGCAGCUGCCUGCUUUGGCGGCUCGUAUCUAUAAGAACGCAUACUACCCAGAUGUUCCACUGCCUGCUGUUAGGAAGGAUCUUGAUCUUGUCGGGAACUACUCCAAUAUGCUUGGGUAUGGAGACAAUGAGGGCAUGACCGAGUACCUGCGAUUGUACAUCGCGCUUCAUGGGGACCACGAGGGAGGCAACGUGUCCGCCCAUACUGCUCAUCUGGUUGGCUCUGCGCUCUCUGACCCAUACCUCUCGUAUGCCGCUGCAUUAUGCGGCCUUGCUGGUCCACUCCAUGGGCUUGCUAAUCAGGAAGUCCUGCGGUGGAUGCUCGCGAUGCAGAAUGACAUUGGUCCCGGCACAGACGUCACCCCAGAGCAGAUCAAGGAUUACCUAUGGACGACACUCAAAGCAGGGAAAGUCGUACCUGGCUACGGUCAUGGUGUACUGCGUGACCCGGAUCCGCGAUUCAUCGCCCUGCAGGACUUCUGCGACAAGCGCCCCGAACUGGACUCGAGCCCCAUCAUCCAGUUAGUGAAGAAGACGUACCAGGUGGCGCCGGGCGUCCUGAGAGAGCACGGCAAAACUAAGAACCCGAAUCCGAAUGUUGAUGCCACAUCGGGUUGCUUGCUGUAUCACUACGGUCUAACGGAGUUCAAGUACUAUACCGUCAUCUUCGGCGUGUCUCGGGCCCUUGGUUCCCUAUCCCAGCUGGUGUGGGAUCGCGCCCUAGGCUUGCCUAUCGAACGUCCUAAAUCCGUCACGAUGGAGGAGAUCGAGCAGAUGGUAAAAAAGACAUGAACAUUUGGCAACGUAGAACAACGGUUUGAGGUAGGUGAGGGUGUCCAAUAAUACUAGUACAAAUGAGCAAUCAUCUCUUUACAAAACCGUAAUCGGGAGCCUGUCUCGGGUAUCGCGAAGCCUACGCAGGGUCCCCAGGGCCUGCGAUAGUUGGAACCUAUAGAACCUAUACAGCGGUAAUUCCCGUCGAAGGCACAAGAAGAUGGGAAUACUAAGGCGGUGAAAAUAUCCAAACUAGAAAGAUGUAAGGCGACGUACUCGACCACCGAAAGAAGCCUGGUCCUAGAUGCGUCGAGGGUAUUUCUGCAGUACAUUGUGCGGGCGCUGCCCGCCCUGUUCAGGCGGCGGUUGUUGCGCCGGAUAUCCAGCCGCGUUCGACGUAUUCGGCCUCUGCUGAACGGGCAUAGCCUGCCGCUGAGGCUGUCCAUUGGGCGGUACCGCGUUCGCCGUCUGGGGUCGCUGGAGAACGUUAGGCCCAGGUGCGCGGAGCUGUUGCUGUUGUACCGGCGGACGACCGUUCUGCGGUAGAGGGAGAGAACCAGCUCGAUUGGGCUGGGGCAUCUGGUUGCGCGGAUCCGGUCGCGGCUGAGGUUGACCCUGCAUAGGUGUGGGCACGGGUGCUGCAGGUGGGGCACUUCCUGCUGCCUUCUCUGCUGCUUUGAUGAUCUCGUCAUCAAGGAGAUUCAGUGCAGCACAGAGCACUACCCAUUCGACACAAUCUUCAUUGCCCUCUCCCAACGUCUGCCAUACAGCUUUCUCCUCGGCCGUCUUUCCAGUGAUCGAUAUUCGCGUCCCACCGCCAUUUGGGUUCUUUUGGAUCUUCCCGAACUCGAUACGCUUGGGUGGAAUAAGGUGCCCAGCAUAAGCAAAAUAGAACAUGCUCCAGAAUGUCGCGUUGGGAUUUGGCUUGGAUAUCUGGAACAGCGGCAGAUCGGUCUGAUCCUGCGCGGGAAGAGAGAGCUUGUAGAUAGGAGUGAGGAUGCCCGUGUUCGUGAUUGUCCAUUUGAGGUUGCGCGAUGCUUCACAGCGUACGAAGCGCGUGGCUGAGGAAGAGCUAUGCCCCGGGUCGGACAGGGUUGCACCACCGCGCUGGUUGCGUGGGGGAGGGAAGAGCUU